Molecule: messenger RNA, 1413 nt
Organism: Chanos chanos (milkfish)
Lineage: Eukaryota; Metazoa; Chordata; Actinopteri; Gonorynchiformes; Chanidae
Product: B-cell receptor CD22-like
Exons: 6
Coding region: 1-1413 (470 amino acids)
Source: RefSeq, a predicted model, not a curated record
AUGAUUCUCAUUUCCAUAUGCAGAGCUGCAUUCUCUUGCUCUAUCUCUGUACGAGGGCUCCAUAAAUCCAUCAGUGUCCAAGAGCUCGGUGGCUGGCGGAAUGGUUCCCUAGGGCCUGGUACUUAUGGUCAGAAUUGGGGUGUGACAUAUAUUCCUGAUAGUAUCUGUGUCCUGAAGGGUUCAUCAGUAACCAUGUUCUGCUCCUACAAAUAUCCCACUGGUGACACAGUUGAAACAGUUUUCUGGACAAAACAUGAAGUUGGGGAGCCCUCUGAUUUGUCUAAAGACAUAGAUUAUAAAGGCAAGUUUCAUGACCUUGGAGAUAAACAGAACAACUGCACCAUGAAACUGAUUAAUGUGACUCAGACACAUUCAAGGAGGUAUCGAUUCAGAUUUAUUACAAAUAAGGACCGGUGGAUUGGUCAACCUGGAGUUACACUGUCAGUUACAGACCUACAGGUGGAGACUCCAGAGAGAGUGAUGGAGGGUGAUACAGUCACUCUGAAAUGUAAUACCACCUGUUCUCUGAGUAACACAUCAACCUUCAUCUGGUAUAAAAAUGGACAUGUUUUAACAAGCAAAACCAUGAAGAACAAUGAACUCUCUCUCCAGUCAGUCAGCUCUGAGGAUAGAGGCAGUUAUAUGUGUGCUGUACAAGGUCAUGAGAAUCUUCCCUCUCCUGCUGUCACUCUCAAUGUCGUACAUGCUCCAGAGAAGACCACAGUGUCAGUCAGUCCCUCUGGUGAAAUAGUGGAGGGCAGUUCAGUGAAUCUGACCUGCAGCAGUGAUGCUAAUCCACCAGCCAAUUACACCUGGUUUAAGAAGAAUGGAACUGUCACUAUAGGAAAAGAAGAAACCUAUAGGAUCAACAAGAUCAGCUCUGAGGACAGUGGAGAAUAUCAGUGCAAGUCCAGUAAUCAACAUGGACAUCAGUUUUCAAAUUCUGUAUCUCUGAAUGUUUUUUAUCCUCCAAGAAAUACCACAGUGUCAGUCAGUCCUUCUGGUGAAAUAGUGGAGGGCAGUUCAGUGAAUCUGACCUGCAGCAGUGAUGCUAAUCCACCACAGAUAAACUACACCUGGUAUAAAGAGAGUCUAACUUCACCUGUAGGAUAUGGACAGAGAUACAUCAUCAACAACAUUCAGUCCAGUAACAGUGGACUGUACUACUGUGAGGCCCAGAAUAAACAUGGCUCUCAGAAAACCACUGCUAACUGUCUGUAUAAUGAUGAACCACCAAGGGGCUUGAGUGAUGACACCACAUCACAUGACCCAGACACUCAAGAUGACCCAGCCAAUCAGGAUGACUCAGCCAGUCAGGAUGGUGAACUGUAUGCCAACGUUUCUUUUUCAGAACCUGAGUCAUCACGUCGUGUCUCUAACAUUUUUGAUGAUGAUAUAUAUGCUAACAUGUAG